AUACCAACAACGAAGUCUGAAAGAACCUUUGGAGACCGAAUUGCCCUAUCCAGUACUGGACACCCUGCCUUUGUCUUGGAUACUAUUUCUAGACCGAAAAUCAUACAGCCUGAAAAAAUUGAGCCAUGUGUCUGGACGGAAUAA
Molecule: messenger RNA, 144 nt
Organism: Dentiscutata erythropus
Lineage: Eukaryota; Fungi; Glomeromycota; Glomeromycetes; Diversisporales; Gigasporaceae
Source: the annotation of a GenBank genome assembly